UGACAGUACAGUUGCAAUAUGGCAGCCGGCAUGGUUCAAAACUAACGUGAAGGUCUUUAUCGUUUGUGCUUGAACACAGAUUAUUCCCCAGUCAGGCAUAAAAGACGACAGAUGUGCAGUGGUCCAGAUACUCAUACAGUAUGUCCAAGAUAUCUAAAGCGGUCAAGGCAGUGAGAAAGUUGGAUACUGGGAGUGUGAUCAGGGCAAUUGUGCGGUCUGGACAGGCGGCCCCUGGGCCUCCACUGGGCCCCAUUUUAGGACAGAGAGGCAUUCCCAUUGGGGCCUUUUGCAAAGACUUCAAUGAGAAAACCAAGGACCUCAAAGAAGGCAUUCCUCUUCCCAUCAAGAUCAAUGUGAAGCCUGACAGGACUUACGACCUGAAAAUCGGGCAGCCCACUGUAUCAUAUUUCCUUAAACAGGCCGCGGGCAUUGCAAAAGGAGCCGGAAAGACGGGGCAUGAGAUGGCAGGUAUGGUGUCUGUGAGGACCAUAUAUGAGAUUGCACAAGUCAAAUCCCAAGAUGACAGCUUUAAGCUGCAAGACGCCUCAAUGCAGACCGUCGUCAAGAGCAUCAUCGGUUCAGCCAGAUCCCUCGGCAUCAAAGUCCUCAAUGACCUGUCACCAGAAGAAUAUGGGGAGUUUCUCAGAGAGCGCGAGAGACUGAGGGCUGAAGCAGAAGCAGCCGCCGCCGCUGAGGUAGCAGUUGGAAAGAGAAAAUGAAGAGCUAGUGUGUGUGCUGGAGUUAUUUAUCAAUACACUGCUGACAUGUCUGCAUAUGUGUCUAACUUUGGAGUUUUGCUAAUAAAAUAUGCUUU
Xyrauchen texanus (razorback sucker) is the source of this 814-nucleotide messenger RNA. RefSeq names its product mitochondrial ribosomal protein L11 (gene mrpl11). Gene Ontology annotation, biological process: translation. The record is from RefSeq and is a predicted model, not a curated record. The transcript is spliced from 6 exons. The coding region runs from base 141 to 719 and encodes 192 amino acids. Gene Ontology annotation, molecular function: large ribosomal subunit rRNA binding; structural constituent of ribosome. Gene Ontology annotation, cellular component: ribosome; mitochondrial large ribosomal subunit. Lineage: Eukaryota; Metazoa; Chordata; Actinopteri; Cypriniformes; Catostomidae.